Messenger RNA from Erythranthe guttata (spotted monkey flower), 1500 nucleotides. RefSeq names its product FBD-associated F-box protein At5g56370. Gene Ontology annotation, molecular function: protein binding. The record is from RefSeq and is a predicted model, not a curated record. Lineage: Eukaryota; Viridiplantae; Streptophyta; Magnoliopsida; Lamiales; Phrymaceae.
AUGGCGAAGAAACUUCGAGCAGCCAACUCCAUAGACAAGAUAUCAGAGUUACCGACAGACAUAUUGCACAAAAUACUAUAUUACCUCUCCCACAAAGAAGCUGUACGGACAUCUCUCUUGUCUAAAGCAUGGCGUUACAUUUGGUGUACUCUCCCCAAUCUCGAUUUCUCAGACACCUCUGCCUUCACCAACAAACAACAUUUUGUAUCCAUUGUGAACUCCAAUUUACAGCGAUACUUUGAUCAAAGGACUUGCUUACAAGAACUCCACCUCUCUAUAUCGCUGAAUCAUUCCGAUCGAGGAUUGGUUUCGCUUCUCAAAAGAUGGAUCCCGCUACUAAAAAAUAUGGGUACAAAGAAGUUUUGUCUUUCUAUUCGUUCGGCGCGACAUAUUCGAGCAUGCGUCGAACUGCCGUCUGUAGUCUUUGGAGCCGAAUCUCUCCAUUACUUGCACGUGCAAAGAUUCGUGUUGGGCCAAAAGGCUAUUCAAGGGCUUGUGAUCUUCAAGCAUCUAAAAUCACUUCAUCUCCAACAAGUCUGCAUCGACGAAGAUAUUUUUCACAAGAUAAUCUUAAGUUGCCCUUCGAUUGAAACCAUGCGCGUCGACAGAUGUAUGAGGUUAAGAAAAAUUAAGGGGAACGAUCUUCGUAAUCUAAAGGACUUUUUCUUUUCAAGGUUUCAGAAUGUAGCCUUCAAGGAGGGACUUUGUCGAAUCGAAAUCCAUCCACCAUCUAUUGAAAAAAUAAAUAUUACUUGCGGUGAUCUUUGGUUACAGAGAGGAGCGAAUUUUCUUAAUCUCAAAGAUUUAUGUCUGCGCCUCGUGAGAUCGUCACUGGACCACUUGUCGUCGUGUAAAUUUCCAUGUCUUCGAUCCUUGAAGAUUUGGGAAUGCGAAGGACUCAAAGAAUCCCAUAUAUUCAUUGAUGCCCCAAAAAUAGUAUAUUUUGAAUAUGGGGGAGACUUUGUUCCACACAUCUCUAUUAUUGCAACAAGUUCCCGUGUGUGGGAUUCGUAUCUAAACCUAAGAUUUUCAAAGGUUACUUCUUUGUGGUACUUCAAGCUAAAUAAACUGCUCAAGUUAUUAAGCCAUUCGAAUAUUUGUGUGGAGAUUAAUCAAUAUUCCAUGAAGUAUAGGGACAUGAUUGUUCAAGAAAACAUUAAUUUGGGACAAGACGACAACUGUGAUAAACCUGUUGUGGUGGAGAGAUUGAGUUUGCGUUGUCAUGUAUCUCUGUUUUCGUCUCUUUUAGAAGGUACGUUUCGCAUUUGUCGUCCAAGAAACAUCGGUGACUACCACUACAGAGGGGAUAUCAAACGGAUCGAAUGUCUAUGGAAGAUUCUAAUGAAGAGAGAAAGUGGAAGGGAAGACCGUAAGUUCUCGGAAGUAAGAAUGGAGAUAUAUGAGAGGAAUAAAGAUUUGUGGCAUCCGACAACUUUGUCACAACUACCAAACUAUCAACCCGGGGAAUACACUGUUACUCGCUUUGCAAUUAAAUGGUAA